Messenger RNA from Falco peregrinus (peregrine falcon), 9386 nucleotides. RefSeq names its product kinesin family member 24 (gene KIF24). Gene Ontology annotation, biological process: microtubule-based movement. The transcript is spliced from 13 exons. The record is from RefSeq and is a predicted model, not a curated record. NCBI's taxonomy places the organism in Eukaryota, Metazoa, Chordata, Aves, Falconiformes, Falconidae. The coding region runs from base 160 to 4431 and encodes 1423 amino acids. Gene Ontology annotation, molecular function: microtubule binding; ATP binding; microtubule motor activity.
AGUUUGUAUUUUCAGGUGUGCCACAUAAGAUUUCUUCACUUUGUGAUGACUUAAUUUCCCCAGUUUAAAGUAUGGAUAUAGUGAUACUUGUGUCAUGUCUCGGUGGUGACACUCGGGAGUAUCAGCAGUCAGCUAAAAUUAUCAGACUUCAGCUUGAAGAUGGCAUCAUGCCUUUAUGAAUGCCUUUGUGAGGCAGAACUUGAAAAAUACUAUCCCCAUUUUGCUGCCUUUGGUCUUAAGAAGAUUGAUGAGCUUGCCAAAGUUUCAAUGAAUGAUUAUACCAAACUGGGGGUCCAUGACAUGAAUGACCGCAAACGACUCUUUCAGCUCAUAAGAAUAAUCAAAAUUACGCAAGAGGAAGACAUUGCAAAUUUAAGCAAGCAAGAUUUUCGACCAAGCAGCCUCUUCAUUCAGCCUCAGGUGACUAGAUCAGGUCCCCGUAGACAGUUGUGUUUUGAGUCCUUCUUUGAAGAAAAUGAUGGAACAGUUAAAGACUCUGAAUCUGAAUCAUAUGGUUCAUCUGACUUCAGUGCCAAUGAAGAGAAGAACAGUGUAGGGGAAAUGUUGGGACACAUUCAAUCACAUGAUCCAGAGCUGAUCACAUUAACUAGAAGAGACGUAAAUACUCCUGGAAUAUGCACAAAAAAGGACCUGAGCUGUCCAACUGUUUCUGAUGAUAUUGCUCCUCUCCUGGGGGAUUCUGAAGCUCCUAUCAUACAAAGAAUAACUCACAUUUCAGGAUAUAAUUAUGGACUACCUCAUUCCUGUAUCAGAUCCAGUACUUCUGAGAAAGAGACUCCAUGGACAGAAAGUGAAAAAAUCAGAGUGUGUGUCCGAAAACGUCCUCUAGGCCUGAGAGAAGAGCGGCGUGGGGAGGUUAAUAUCAUCACAGUGAAAGAUAAAGAAACGCUACUUCUUCAUGAGAAGAAGGAGGCGGUUGAUCUCACCCAAUAUAUAUUACAGCAUGUUUUUUAUUUUGAUGAAGUCUUUGGGGAGUCAUGUACCAAUCAUGAUGUGUAUAUGAAGACAGCUCAUCCUCUCAUUCAGCAUAUUUUUAACGGAGGCAAUGCAACGUGCUUUGCAUAUGGGCAGACUGGUGCUGGCAAGACUUACACUAUGAUAGGUACUCACCGGAACCCAGGACUCUAUGCCUUGGCUGCCAAGGACAUCUUUAGACACCUGGAGGCACCACAGUCAAGAAAAGAUCUCCUUGUUUUGAUCAGUUUUUAUGAAAUCUACUGCGGACAGCUUUAUGACCUGCUCAAUGGAAGGAAGAGACUUUUUGCAAGAGAAGACAGCAAGCAUGUUGUUCAGAUAGUUGGAUUGCGGGAGGUGCAGGUGGACUCCGUAGAUCUACUGUUAGAGGUGAUUUUGAAGGGGGGGAAAGAACGCAGCACUGGAGCUACUGGAGUCAACGCUGAUUCCUCUCGAUCUCAUGCCAUCAUCCAAAUACAAAUCAAAGACACAGCCAACAGGACAUUUGGAAGAAUAUCAUUCAUUGACUUGGCUGGCAGUGAAAGAGCAGCUGAUGCCAGAGACUCAGAUCGACAAACAAAAAUGGAAGGAGCAGAAAUAAACCAAAGCCUUUUAGCACUAAAGGAAUGCAUUCGGGCACUGGAUCAGGAACAUGCACAUACUCCUUUCCGGCAAAGCAAAUUAACUCAGGUGCUAAAGGAUUCUUUCAUUGGCAAUUCUAAGACGUGUAUGAUAGCCAAUGUAUCACCUAGCCAUAUAGCUACAGAGCAUACACUGAACACUUUACGAUAUGCUGACAGAGUCAAAGAGCUGAAGAAAGGGAUUAAGUGUUCUACCCCUGUCACAAACAGACGUCGGACAGCUGGAAACUUAUCUCCAAAACGUGUCCAAAACUCUUCCUCUUUGCCACCUGGGGAAAAGAGUUCUCCAAAAAAAGUAAAGCUAGGCCUCCAGCAUCCCUCAAAUGCUACAAAAACAAAGGCAUGUCCUGCAGCAGUCCAGCCACCAAGCGUCCCUUUUACCUCUACCCCCAGGGGAAUCAACAAAGGACAUGCUUACAAAGGAAAUCCCAACUCACUGUGGUUCCAUCAUACCGGUCCAGUUAAGGGAGUCCUACGGAUAGCACAUCCCCUGAAGAAGAAAACUGAUGAUCUGUCCCCCGACUCUGAAAAGAGCCCUACUACAAAGGAUUUAAUCAUCAAAAAUGCUGCCACAGCAGAAACAAAAAAGAGUGGCCAGAAAGAUAAGAAUAUGCAAGACAGACCACCUGCCCACUGUCUGAAAGUCCAAACAGUGCAACCUGUUCAGAAACAGCUUGUUUCUAGAGAUGAUUUUUCCUUUGGAGAUGGAAAUCUGCCUUCUGAUGGCAGACAGGAAUGGAGAAACUCCUUUGCUAAACAAUGUGUUGAAACGUGGACAAAUCUGCCUCCAUUUCAGAAGGAAAGGGAAGAGCAUUUACGUCUUUAUCACCAGCAGUUUCAGCAACCACCUAUUCUACAGCAAAACUUGAACUAUCAACCUCUUGAGAGGUUUUUAACGCAAUACAAGCCUGAGGAGAUUCAAGUAAAGCAGGAGCUGAGCCUUACUCCCACAGAAGUACAGACCAAAGAGGGGAUGCAGCUGGAAGAUCUGGAUGACAGUGAUUUCAGUGAAGAUUCUUUCUCACCUGUCUGUAGUCAGAAGAGUGUGAAAAGAAGAAACACCAACAAAUGCAGUCAACAUUCAUUUUUCCUUCAUCAAAGAGAACAAGGAACUGAAGAAGAGCAAAAAGGCCAAAAGCGACAGGGUUUAUUUUUUAAAUAUGCAAUACCCAUGCAAGAACAUGAACUAGAUGACAGUUGGGAUUGUAGUGAGGGCAGCCCACGGACGGAGGAAUCCAUUAAAAAUGCAGACUACAGCAAAAGUCCAGCAGACUGGAGCUAUGACUUAACUACUGAGUCUUCUCCAAGCAAUACUGCGGAAAAACCUUACUGCCUGCAGGAAGAUCCUGCUUGUAACUGGAAAAAUGGCAAAGAUUUCCUAGCUGAUCACAAACAGUACAAAUCCAAACACAGGUGUCUUGUUUAUUCCAGUGAAACAACCUUAGUUCCAGAAAAGGAUGCUUCCAACUCAUAUGUUUCUCCUGUAUCGAAACCAGGAACUCUAGAGUGCAAAGAGAUCAACCUCCAGCAUGAAGAGAAGGAAGAAUCCACUUUGGAUAGACAGGCUGCCCUUGCAGGAGAUGUAAAAUGGAAAGCUCCAAAAAAUGGAGUUUACCGUUGUGGAUCUUCCAGCUGUUCCUCAGAACUCACUUCUGAGCUGAUGGCCCCCCUCAAGGUAACCCUUCUUGACUAUGAGGAAACAACUGAUACAGAGAAAGUGUCUUCUAACCAAGAGAAGUCCCCCUGUGUGAAGCAGAUCUCUGACAGGAACAUACACAGCUCCCAGAACAGGUUUGAGGAAGAGGGCUGGCAGUGUACAAGAAGCAGAGCUCUGACAGACAGCAUGCUGGAACUGGGGGAGCAAAUGCGUCGCAGUGGAAGGCACUGCACCUUGCUGUGUUCCCCACAAACAGGGGACAAGUGGCUGUCACCUACCUGCUGUGGUGUGAAGCCAUGCUGCUGCCUUCUGGGGUUGGGUUCAUCAAAACACGGAGCUGUUCACAGUUUACUUGUUGGAUAUGACCUGACAGAAACAUCCACAGCUGAAUCCACAGACUCCGGGAGAGAGAGAGAGGGUGGUUUGUUUCCGAGUAGCUCAAUGAGCAAAGAGUACUCGGGUGGCAGACGGUGUGGUGCUGGUAUUCAAGAUACUGCUGGUAAUUCAGGAAAAUCUAACUCAAAUCAGGGACCCAGUGUUGAGCCCAUGGCUCAGGAAAUAAACACUGAUAUACCAGAAAAGACCUAUUUUUCAGGUGCAUCAUGCCUUCUCACUGUGGGACACACGGAUUACACAGCCCAGUCCCCUUCUCAAGGAAGCACCCUGCUGUUGCAGCACAAGUCAGGACUGAGGAAUGAGGACUUCAGUCAUUCUGAAGACCCAGCCAAGUCAUCAUUCAGCAAUGAGGGAACAGGGCAGAGUAUUUUUACACAAGAGAUUUUUGCUGCAGAUUCAGGAUCUGCAACCAAAGAUAGUAAGCCAUUUGCAAAUGCAAAGAGCCCCUCAGGCAUGUCCAACAGCAGCUCUCCAAAUGCUGCAUCAGAGAUGGGAAAAUGGCAGAGGGAAGCCCUAGAAAAAGCACAACAGGCUGUAAUUCGGGCCCAUCAGCAGCAGCUGGAUGAAAUGGCAUCCUUGUGCUUCAAGGAGGGGUGCUUGAUAAAUCAGAUGUCAGCAAUGGAUUUUCAGAAUUUAGUGACCAAGCUGGAUGAAAUCUUGGUACUGAAGUCAAAAUGUAUCCAAACGAUGCGAGCCCAGCUUCAGCUCUACUUAGCCUCAUCUGGCACUGACAUGUCCCUGGAAACAUCUCCACCAGUUUAGACCUUCUUUGCUUACCCAUGCAGAAGAACAGCUACAGGAACCACCAGUGUUUGCAGCACACUUGGUGCUGCAGAGUGUGAGUGGGUAGGGGAUAACUUUCGGUUUUAUGUUUGUGAUUAGUGUGUUUUUUAGUUAAGGAUGGAGAGAAUUCUGAGUAAAUAAGAGAUAACUACUUGGCACCACAAGCUUUUGUAUUUCCUUCAUACCAGUAGGACAGUGUUCUUAAGAAUAACAAUUCAGCAGCCUGCAAAUAUCUCACCAAGCAGUAGGCAGUCCUGUCCGCAGUAUUCAUAGCAGCUUCUUAAAUGUUAACAGCACUUCUGUGUGGCCAAGAAAAUGAGGGGAAAAGAAAAAACACUUUGAAGCCAGACACAGAUCUGAACAGAAAUGUUCAAAAGCUAUCCGGAAAAGUGCUUGCAAACACAAGCCAGGGAAGAGAGAGGAGCUGCCGUUUAAGUACACCAACAUUAACUCAACCAUAAGUAAAUGGAAGUCAAGGCAGGACAAGAAGUGCUGUCACUUUUGGAAGGAAGGUUAUUGUUGCAUUUGUUCUUUGCCUGGGGAAAACACUCCAGAGCUACUGAAAAAGAUGGCUUAAGUCAUGGGCAAUGGGUGGUUUAGUAAAGACUGUACCAAAGGUUCACCUAGCAUGUUACUAAGCAUGUGGGUUUCACACUGCUGCCAACAGUGAGAGGCCAACAACUUACACGCUGCAAACAACACCUGAUCUCAGCACUAUGGCUCAGCUGUAGAGUGCUCAUCAUCUGGGUUGGCAGAACUGAUUUUUGACAUCAAGAGAGUGCUUGGUUAGAAGCAGUGGGAUUUUAGAAGCUGCUAACGGUGCUGUUACAUGAAGCCGGUAUUUGAAUCAAGAACUACAGAAUGAUCAGCUGGAGCCCUGCAAAAGCUCUGGUGCUGCAGGCAUCACAUCUGAACCACAGAACAGGUCCACUUGUGGAAGCCACAAGUGACCUUGAAACACGCUCAGCUGACGUGCUGUGUGAGCGCUCCCACUCCAAAAUUUGGGCUGUCGCAGCCAUUUCGGUGUCUCAGUAGUGCCUGUAGUAGGUCUGUCAAAGCCUGCUCAGUAGCCAGAAAUGCCAAGGGUAAGGGAAUGCUGCUGUCUGACCAGCUGUGAAUUUUCCUGCCUGCUUCUACACCUGCCCUGAGGAGCCCAGUUUUGGCUGAGCAGCAAUACAGUAGUCACAGUGACAGUUUCUGGUGUUUGGUACAAACACUCCCAGGAAUGCCACGCAGCGUAGCCCUGGGGAGGCAGAAUUCCAAGGGAUGGACCCGUAGCAGUAGGAAGUCCUACAUCAGUGCCCUGACUGCUGGGUUGUUUUCAGCACUAGUUAGUCUUCCUCUUGCUACCGAGACUGGAUUACUCUGUGGAGCAGAGUCCCUCCAGGGUCUGAGUUUAUGGCUCCCAAGACGGUUCUUCUGUGCAGGUUACAGGCCAGUAGCAAGUGACACCUGAACCCAGUUCUCCCAGUCCCCUUUUCAGAAGCCUUCCUCGCCCAGAGGAAUGAGGCUCCCAGGAGCAAGAGUGUCAGUGGUAUUUCGGUACUUGUGCACAGCGCAGAGUAGUGGCGUUUGGCAGCCACCAGAGAGCUAUAAGGCAGCUGAACGCUUGGUGUCUCAUUAAAACCAUGGAGGGAAGAUACGGCAUUAAACCGAGCUCCCCUUUAAAACAUGCAGCUCUUAGAAAGCCACCCUCCACCUGCGGCUGGUGACAGCUUUCCUGAUUGAGGAGAACGCAUGGGGUGGGGUAGUCCUUGUGCUUUCUGAAAGCAUAAAUGGAUGUUGUUUCCCUCAGGACUUUCUCAGUGAACAUGCAGAGAUACAGGCUGUUGGAGAGCUGCUGAGUUUUGCAUUUUCAUUUGGAGCCAAGGAAAAGGUCAGACUGCUGCAGGAUGUGUGCACAGGGCACAGGAAAAUGAGAUGCCCAGCCAGUAAUGCAGUGCUAGGAAGGAAAACUUCACCUCCUCGGACAUUUGGGAGAUGAGUAUUGGUUGAUUGUACUGCCAGGCCUUUUAAAGAGCAGCUCAGCCAAGUACACUCAUGGGCAUUCUCAGUCUCUUACCCAAGCCAGCCAUUUCUAAAGCGACACACAAGGAAGAACCAUUUUCACAACUGACGGGGCCGUGUCCUAACCUUGGUAUUUUUAGAGGUAGUUUUAACAAGACUGAUGAGUGACUGAAAAUUUCCAUGAGCAGAGGAAGUGGGAAUUAAGUCAGCUACCAAAUCUGAGACAGCUGUGAAUCCUGUCCAGCCUGCCCAGAGUGUGAAAAAGGCAUGUCUGUCUGGCAGAUCUGAGCCCCAGUGCAAGUUCCAGAGCAGGAAUUAUUUGCUCCCUGGACGAAUGGCCAGGAACACUGAGAAAAAACAAAUAAAACCAAACAACAACAAAGCAGUUUUCCAGGUCUGAUAAUACUUUUUAAACUAGAACCAUCCAGGUAAUCCACAAGACUGUACCUUACUAAAGAUAAGAAUUUAUUAUCAGUCCGUUCCCAGAAUUUUAUUUUCUCUACUGAAGGUGGAACUUUACUAUAAUAAAAAAUAAAUUAAAAAAAAAUAAUCCCUGGCUGUGAAACCCCACACAUCCUUGGCAAUAACAGGACUACAGACAUACUUGUGAUGCCUGCAUGCCCAGGGAAUACCAGAACUGGGCUCUUAGUACACAAUGGAAACUACCAAAGGUGUUGCCAAAAAUGGUAAAAAUUUUUCUCUCCACUCUUAAGGUUUUUACCUAGAUGCUGCUUUAAUUCUUGUGUGAAAAAUGUGUUAAAUGAGCAUUUUUAACGUGUCAUCUCCUUACUGCUGUUUAGUAUUGCACUGACACCCGAUAUGAAUGGUUUUCAUUUCAACCCGAGGAACGUAUGUGGAAGUGUUUGUCAUUACAGCAGUCUAAGUGAUUAGGAGAGCCUGGCCACGUACAAUCAAAUACAUACAGAACCAAAAUGGGUUCACUUUUGUAUUCAGCUGCAACAAAGACUAUUAAUGCUCAUGGCAGAUGCUUGGUGUUUGAAUAAUUGAUGUUAUUUAAAAUAAAAUUGUUUAUUGCAGAACUCUGGUGAAUUUUUUUAAGUAAAUGUCAUCAAAAGAUCCAUUUGUUUGAUUGCAAAAGAUUACCUGGGGCUGGAACCAAGUAUGAGAUCCCCUUCACACCUGGCCUGUUGACACCACAUGUUUCAGAAGCUGCCCUCCAGCCACGGGCCCACACAGCCUGCAGCAGCAGCAGCAGCAGGACCCUUGCACCAGGCUUUGCUGCACGGCUGGCAGCAGCCAGCUGCCCCCCAGCACGGGGAGCUGCCCAGCCGCACGCCGUGCCCAGCUGCUGCGGACACAGGCUCUGGGGUCAGCCACCCACGGGUGUCCAGCACAGCCACUCUGCUGCAGGAGCCACCAGGCCAGCUGAAGAAAGCCUUGCGGCAUGCUGCAGCCCUGGGACACCGGGCAUCGGCAGCUCCCACUGCCUGACCGACUGUAGGACCCCAGAAAGGAGUCACCUUCAAAACAAGGUGGUGACCACAGCAGCGCUCUCAUCGCAGCAGGUCUCCAGCCAUCUGCAGGCAGAGUAGGAGGCCUCAGCUGCUGUGUGGGUGACCGACAGCUCUUCAGUGCCAAAGCCCCUACCAGGCUGCUGCUGUCCGGAAUCAUCAGGAGGCAGCUCAGGGGGUCUCUGGCUCAAAGCACAACCACCAGUUUUGGCUCUGUCCCUACACUUCCCACAGGCCUUUUUCCACCACAGCACCCAGACCUCAGCUAUGCAGCAACAGCUAGGGCAAGGCAGAACAACCUCUGACAAAGUUAAACCGGUGCCAAGUGCCAGGUAGAUGACUCAAUCUGACCCGAGAAUCUAAGGAAAUGCCCUAAUGUCUCAAGUGUGAGCAGGGACACAGUCAUCUGACCAGCUGUCAGCAGGGCAGAGCCCAGCCCCGUACCAGCUACCAGCAGGACCUCCUCCCAUCCAGGCUGAGCUUUGUUCUUGACAGGAAGAGGAUGACAGUACCGGAGUCACUAGUGAUGCACAGCGCCCAGAACAACAUUCUAGUCUCAUCGUAUUGUGUCACUUGGUACACAUUUCUUCGGAAGUGCCUCUCCCCUAGGCCACCAGGUUAAUCCCCUCAGCCCCCUGGCCUUUCCUUCUGUGAGAAGCCACCCCAGAAACACGCUUCCACCCUUCAGCUACCCAGUGAUGCAAGACCAGAAACCUCACUGCCAAAGCAAGAGCAGCAUCUCCAGGCAAGACACAGACAGGUCCAUAGGUCUCCUUGGAAGGAGGAGACCAGCUUCACAGGUAUCACUUCACAUCUUACCCUGCUCCACUCUCACCUCCUCAACAGUCUCUACACAGCAUGGUUACUGCAGUGGGGUUAAGAGCUGUCCCUGCAGGGGCAGACUGUGAAACAACUUAACACACAGGAACACAAUCAAAGAGAAUUAGUUUAUUCACAGGUUUGGUCUAAAUAGUUGUUUCUUUGCUAGCAAGACUUCCUGCCCCUUCAUGACUAUCUAGUACCAGGCAAGGACUUGUUCAGAUGUUAAUUCUGAGGAAACCAAAACGAGCAACACAACUGAAUGCUCUCAGCAGUAACAGUAAAGCAGUUUAGUUUUCAACUUUUCCGAUUAAUCAGGAACCCCGUUUCCUUCUUUCAAACUGUCCCAUUUCUCACCUGGGCAGGAACACUGGGCAACUGCUUUACCUGCACCCACAGAGGCAGCAGCUGCUGAACAGCCUUCUUAGGCCAACACUUUAAUUUCACUCCACCACCAGAAGCCGGUGCAGCUCAGUGCUACAGGAUAUGAUGCAAGGCAAUCUGCCCUGGUUCUACUCAUCCAUCUCUACAUCUCCUAGAUACUUGCCAGCUACAUCACCCCUCAGCAUCUUUUUUUUAAGUAAAGGUAUUUAAUUAAUAUAGUUGAGCACCUCACAGAAAAUUCCAGGAGUUAAC